AGCGGCUGGGGGGGGGAGUGGUGGGAUGGGGAUGGGCAGGGGGGACUUGCGAUUUGCAGAGCGGAGACACAGCCACGAGCUGGGAGCGCGGCACACGCACACACCCACCACCUGAGCAGCAUGGUGCUCCUCGCUCUUAGCCUCUGCCUGCACACCCUGUUCUGCUAUGUGCUCUCGCAAGCCUCCUUCGUGCAGAAUAUCCUGCCCCUCUCAGCAGUUUAUCAAGCCCUCGCAUCCUUGGAUCAGAAGAAGGGGUUCGACCCCUGCUGUUUGCUGGCUCCACCCCCGCCCCCAUUGUUCCCACCCCCUCCCCUGCUGUGGCAGAAACACAACCAUAAUGAGCCCCCCAGCAUGUCAGGAGGAGACAAGAAGGAUAACAAGAAUCCUGAGGUCCCCAGUUGUGCCCCUGGCCCUCCUGGGCCUGCAGGCCCCCCCGGCCCCCAGGGUCCCGUUGGAAUUCCGGGGGUAAUGGGACCGAAGGGAGAAAAGGGAGAAAUUGGCCGGCCAGGAUCAAAGGGUCGGACCGGUCCGCCAGGUCUCCCAGGGCGUCAGGGACCAGCAGGAUGGCCAGGACCAAAGGGGCCCAAAGGUGAGAAGGGGGACCCUGGAGUACUGGGGCUGCCUGGGGCACGAGGACCAGUGGGGCACAAGGGUCUCCCAGGAUACAAAGGAGAGAAGGGAUCUCGGGGUGAAAGGGGCGAAGUUGGGCGCAAGGGGGACAAGGGUAACAUUGGUCUUCCUGGAAUGCUUGGGCAGAAGGGCGAGAUGGGCCCAAAGGGAGAGGCUGGAGUCUCAGGAAACAGGGGUCCCACAGGGCGACCAGGCAAGAGGGGCAAACAGGGUAUGAAGGGAGAGCCCGGUGCCAAAGGUGCUAUGGGCCCUGCAGGUCCCCCAGGUCCCACUGGCCACCCAGGACCCCCAGGCCAACCUGGGUCAGGACUGUUCCUUGUAGGAGAGAAAGGGGAGAAGGGAAGCCCUGGGCCACCUGGUCGGUGCAACUGCAACACACCACUGAGUAUCCUCAGCCCACCGUACGAGGAAUAUGCCCAUCAAAAUAACUACGCUAAAGUACCUGCGAUAUUUGUUGUGAACAGUGAAGAGGAAUUGGACCGUCUUCACACUGACAAUGCUCUCGCUUUCCGGAAAGAUCAGAGGUCUCUUUAUUUCAAGGACAUUGAUGGAUGGUUGCCAAUCCAGCUGACCCCCUUCCAGUCCACGGAGAUGGAUCCGGAUCAGGGGGGCUUCUGUGGGGACGGUGUGAUGCAAGCCCUUAAUGGAGAGGACUGUGACGAUGGCAACAAAGUUGUCACGGACGGCUGCAUCAAGUGCAGAAAGGCCUACUGUGGAGAUGGAUAUCGCUAUGAGGGUGUGGAGGAGUGCGAUGGGAAGGACUUUGGCUUUUACACAUGCCAGUCAUAUCUCCCAGGGUCUUUUGGGCAACUGAAGUGCACAGCGGAUUGUUCUAUUGACUCAACAAGCUGCAAGUACUUCACCUGAGAUCUUGAGGAGAGAGGGGUGAAACACCCAGUGGACUGAUGCAGUAACCGUGGUGACGGAAAAACACUGCAAACAGGAAGAAGAUGGAUGGAAAAAAAAAAACCCGUUUAUUGUCACUCCUCCUCCAGACUGCUGAGAUGACAGCAUUUACUUGAGGAAGGAUUGUUUUUUACUCGUUCACAGAAACCACAUAGGACCACUGCAUUCAGUCUUAAUAAUUCUGUCAAGACUUCACCACUCCAUCCCAUCAACCGUUUUGAGCUUUGCGUAAAGAUCUAAGGACUUGUCCCUAAAGGAAGGAGAGGCCCAAAGGGGUGGUCCUAGCAAGGAGACACCCAGUCGCUCCUGAGGACUGGUGGAGGCGGUGUUACAUGUACAUUACCUCGACAUUAGCACUGUUCAAAGGAAUAUUCAGGUUUUCUGGGAGACUUCAGAUCAUCUAAAACCAGGGUGCUGUGCAAUUUAACUGUAAUGUGAAGUAGGUGUUUAUAAAGUCUGCAUGAGACUGAAAAUUACUUAUCAAAGGCAAAAAACAUAAGCUAUGUAUACAUCUAUAGAUAGUGAGUUUGUACACUUUUCCAUUUUUGUGUGCACAGUGAGGUAUGUAAUAUUGUUGCUAUAAUGUGGAAGAGGCUCGUUCGGUUCGAAAUGGGCGUGGAGGAACAUGUUGCGUAAGAAACUUCCUGUUGAUGGGCUGCCGGUGUGACGGAAGGCCAGGUGAUGGUACAAUACCAGGGAGGUUGACUGGCCCAGAAGACGAUGCACGGACAGUCAAAGUGUCACGCCGUUCUACGGCUGGCUUCCCCCAGGAGCUCACAACGGUCAGGCAUUGCUGAAGGCAUUUCCGACAUUUCAAAAAAAUGACCAAAACAAAACCUUUCUCAGCUUCCAAGCAGUGAUCCUUCCAGCCUUCCGGCACAAUCUUACAGAACUUCUCCACAGACGAGAGACCCGUUGCGGUGCUCGCACCUGCUACGGUCUGUCUCGAGCGUGGAAACUGUGAAUCUAGCGCGCUUGCCAAAGCGCUCGGCUUUUCAGGGACUGAAGCGAUCCACGCGAAAGGCUUACGCGCUGUUAUGUUACUGAUGCUCUUAAACGAUACUGCCACCUAUGAACAAGGCGGGAAAAGCCUUCUGCUGCUAUGUGAUGUAAAGCACCGCACGGUUUCAGGAGAGCCGCUGGGAGGGAGGUCUGCCUCAGAUGGCCGGUCUGCAUACUGCUCUCAUCGCCAACCUCAUACCUUUUAUUAGACAGGAAGCGGAUGGGGCUUCAGGAUGACUUUCCUCCCACCUCCAUCCUUUUCCAUGUCAGUAAAUAGAAUAAAUAAGCCAGUGAUGGUUUGUAAUGCAAAUGGGUUCGUAGAGUCUGCUUCUUGUUGUUUCUGUGCUUGCAGUGAAGGAGUGCUCACUGUGUGGGUGUAUAUAAGCUGCAUAUUUUGUUCAGUGCACUCAAGGUCAAGGUAGAGAACAGUCUUCUUUACAGCCACUUGUUCAAAGGGAAAUGUGAUGAACUGCAUUGUACGGAUAUUUCUGUUGCGCGUUCUUUCUGGCGUUGUGCGCGUGCAUGCUUGUAUUUUUUAAAUGCUACAGACUAACAGUGACGCUCAAGUGACUGUUCGAGCUUUAACGCCCAUAUGUUACCGGUGAGUCUCUAUAUAAAUGGGUCAUGCUGUGUUUUCGUUUAAAAGUUGCUCUCGGUCCGCAAGUCGUGUGGCUCGUUGUCCGCGUGUUGGGUAAGCAGUGUUUGUGGAGCGUCGUGAAGCUUUG
This is a messenger RNA of Scleropages formosus (Asian bonytongue), 3263 nucleotides long. RefSeq names its product acetylcholinesterase collagenic tail peptide-like. Gene Ontology annotation, biological process: extracellular matrix organization. The transcript has 17 exons. The coding region runs from base 121 to 1497 and encodes 458 amino acids. The record is from RefSeq and is a predicted model, not a curated record. Gene Ontology annotation, molecular function: extracellular matrix structural constituent conferring tensile strength. Lineage: Eukaryota; Metazoa; Chordata; Actinopteri; Osteoglossiformes; Osteoglossidae.